Messenger RNA from Aureobasidium melanogenum CBS 110374, 1518 nucleotides. RefSeq names its product cysteine proteinase. The transcript has 3 exons. The record is from RefSeq and is a predicted model, not a curated record. Gene Ontology annotation, molecular function: cysteine-type deubiquitinase activity. The coding region runs from base 1 to 1518 and encodes 505 amino acids. NCBI's taxonomy places the organism in Eukaryota, Fungi, Ascomycota, Dothideomycetes, Dothideales, Saccotheciaceae. Gene Ontology annotation, biological process: protein deubiquitination.
AUGGAGAACAAAUCACAAUCCCCAGUGCUCACCAAAAAGCACUCCCUGGCCGACAUCCGCUUCCCGUCUCCUGGCUCGGCCUCCACUCAUGGCUGCGAUCAUGUCAAGAGUCAACUCGAAGCCUCUCAACCCGACCUGAUCAAGCGUUACACAACCUUGAUGCAAACAAUACACAAGAAUGGUGCAAUCGGCCCUCAUCUCUCAAAGUCAUCAGCCAUCUCUCUUCGACCCACCUACCUCUGUCUAGACUGCUCGACUGUCUUUCCAUCAGAACAACGUGGACAGCACGACAAGAAGCACAACCUUUGUGUGGAAUCGAGCAAGGGCAAUGUUUACUGCCGAGAAUGCGAUGACUUUGUCUACGACAAUACCCUUGAAGAGAUUCGCACUCAGCAAGGCAAGAAGCGCAAGCACACCGUCUUCAUGUCCGACGUCGACAGCAAGAUUCUCGCCGCCAAUGCCGCACCUACACCAUGCCGUGCCAAAGGCCUUCGUGGUCUCUACAACAUGGGACAGACAUGCUUUAUGUCGGUUGUCCUCCAAUCCUUAAUCCACAACCCCUUCAUUCGCGCCUUCUACCUCUCCGUCGGCCACCGCUCCCUCGAUUGCGAACGAGAAGCAUGCACAUCAUGUGCCCUUGACGACAUAAUCACCGAGUUCCACAGUACCGAAAAGGCAGAAGGUUAUGGUGCUGUAGCCAUGCUUCAGGGAAGCUGGAAAGGAGGCGGUAAUUUGGCUGGCUACCAACAACAAGAUGCCCAUGAAUACCUGCAGUUCAUCUUGAACUCGCUUCAUACCACAAACCUUGAAGAAGACGAGAAGGAAGAAAAGGCCGAAGACUGUAACUGCGUCAUUCACCGCGCCUUUUGUGGUCUAAUGCGAAGUACAGUCGUGUGCUCCAAGUGCAAGAACGUCACGACUGCCCUCGACCCUUUCAUGGAUCUUUCUCUCGACCUCAAAAGCUCUGCGCCCAAGAAGAAAAAGAAUGAAGCUCCGGUAGCACCUCAAGCCAUCGAUCUGACUGACUGUCUCGAUCGUUUCACAAGUCCGGAAAUCUUGCAAGCUUCGGAAUACCGCUGUCGAGAAUGUGACAGCCAACAAUCUGCCACCAAGCGAUUCGCUCUAUCACGACUACCGCCUGUCCUUCCGAUACACUUGAAACGCUUUUCACACUCAAAAUCGUCAUCUACUUCAAUCAAGCUCGAUGCCAAAGUGCACUUUCCGACCGUAUUGGAUCUGCAACCAUACGUCGGUCGCCCACGCUCGAAAAAGGGCAGCAACGAAACCAACGGAGCAAAGAAUGGCGACGCCGACAAAGGUGCAUCCCCAAGGCCUAUAUAUGAACUCAGCAGUGUCAUCGUACACAAAGGCAAGAUGGACAGUGGACACUAUGUGAGCUACGCUCGAGAGGGCGAUGAAUGGUUCUUGUUUGACGACAGUAAAGUCGUAUUGGUUGAGGAGAAAGAGGUCUUGGCUGCAGAAGCGUACAUGCUCUUCUACAUUGUCCAAGAGAUUUAG